AUGCUCAGACAACACAGGGAAUUAAGCAUGUUCAAAACCAACGAAGAAGCCAAAAUCAGACCCAACAAAACUUACCAAUUAUUCGUAGCAGUAGCCAGUAAUCACCGGAAACUAAGUUUUAUAGAAAAAGAUGUGAGGAAUUACAUCACACGGGAAGUAGGGAAUGUGUCUGAACAAGACGACGCUAAAGAAUUCGGGAAGUACCUAUUAAGAAUGAAAGAGAAGAACCAAAAUUUCCUUUUCGAGCUCAACAUCGAAGGUGAUCACUUCAUCAAACAUGCAUUUUGGGCCGACGCAAGAAGCAGGGCGGUAUGCGAGUAUUUUGGAGAUGUCGUUUCAUUCGACACCAUGUACAACACAAACAGGUAUUCGGUUCACCCAAAGUAA
This is a messenger RNA of Arachis duranensis, 387 nucleotides long. Its product is annotated as protein FAR1-RELATED SEQUENCE 4-like. The record is from RefSeq and is a predicted model, not a curated record. Lineage: Eukaryota; Viridiplantae; Streptophyta; Magnoliopsida; Fabales; Fabaceae. The transcript has a single exon. Bases 1 to 387 code for a protein of 128 amino acids.